AUGGCCAACAAGGAGGGCGUCAUAACCAAGGCCCAGUACUUCGAGAUUGUGAGCUCGCGUAUGAGCGCCUUCGGUGAGGACAUGCUCCAGGCCGUCUUCCGCUCCAUGGAUCUCGACGGCGAUGGCACCAUCGACGUGAACGAGUGGGUGGCCGUGGCCGGGCUAACCGCCAAAGGCAGCGUAGGGGACAGACUGGCGGCUUCGUUCAGGAUGUUCGAUGAGGACGGGAAUGGGGAGCUUUCGGUAGCGGAGGUGGAGGCCAUGUUCAUGCGCAUUGCGAAGGUGGCCGAGGGAGGCGUGCUCUCCGACGACACGAAGGCCGACACCAAGGAGGUCAUCCGACAGAUCUUCCUCCGGUUCGACACUGAUAAGCUUCGUCACGCUUUCUUGUACAACAACCCCAACCAGAGCGGGUCGCUCUCGCUGGAAGAGUUCCAGGCCGGCUUUGCCGCCGAUCCGGCCAUCUGCCGCUACUUCAAGCAGUUCUGA
Acanthamoeba castellanii str. Neff is the source of this 489-nucleotide messenger RNA. RefSeq names its product EF hand domain containing protein. The transcript is spliced from 4 exons. Bases 1 to 489 code for a protein of 162 amino acids. The record is from RefSeq and is a predicted model, not a curated record. Gene Ontology annotation, molecular function: calcium ion binding. Lineage: Eukaryota; Discosea; Longamoebia; Acanthamoebidae.